CACUGAAUUGUUCAGAUAAAGGCUGUCAAGUGCUGCCUAAAUAAGGAAGGAGCCUUGGUAAAGUUAAGUGCGGUGGAGGACACAAAUGAAGCAUUGAUUCCAGGCAUGCUAUAGAGUCUGAGCUGUUUCCUGCGCACUGAACCUUUUUAGUGUGUUUGUUGUUUUCUGGAAGUAUUAAAAUGCGAGUAUCUGUCAUUCAGGAUUUCAGGGAGGAUGAAAAUGAGGAUGAGGAAGAAGAAACGGUCUUCCUCAAGCCAGUUAUUGAGGACAGAAAUAUGGAACUGGCCCGAAAAUGCAGUGAAAUAAUAAGUGACAUACACUAUAAAGAAGAGUUUGAAAAAUCUAAGGGCAAAUGUAUAUUUGUACCUGACACCCCACAGUUAAAACAUGUGAAAAGUCUCGGUGCUUUUAUUUCUGAGGUGAAGUACAAAGGAGCUGCUAAGAAAGACCUUUCCAACUCUCUUUAUCAGCAGAUGCCAGCCACAAUUGACAGUGUGUUUGCAAAAGAAUUAACUCAGCUUCAGAGCAAGGUACUGUAUAAACAAAAAUAUGAUGCUGAGAAAGGAACUUCAGAUUACGCACAUAUGAAGGAGCCUCCGGAUAUUAAGCAUGCCAUGGAAGUCAAUAAACACCAGAGUGAUGUGUCAUAUAGGAAGGAUGUGCAAGAUACUCAUAGAUACACUGAAGUGCUGAACAGGCCAGACAUAAAGAUAGCCACCGAGAUAACAAAGAUAAUAAGUGAUGCUGAGUACAAGAAAGGAAGGGGGGAGAUGAAUAAGGAGCAUGCUGUACUUGGAAGACCAGAUUUUGAACAUGCUAAAGGAGUUUCUAAACUUCUAAGCCAAGUGAAAUACAAAGAGCAGUUCAAUAAAGAAAUGAAGAGCCACCAGUACAAUCCCCUUGACAGUGCUUCCUUCAAGCAAGCACAGAUUGCAUCCACCUUGGCAAGUGAUGUGAAUUACAAGAAAGAUUUGGAAAGCCUGCAUGAUCCAGCCUCUGAUCUACCAAAUCUGCUGUAUUUAAACCAUGCUCUAAAUAUCAGCAAAAUGCAUAGUGAUGUCAAGUACAAAGAGAAUUAUGAGAAAUCUAAAGGCAGAUCAAUGCUGGAGUUUGUGGAUACACCCAUGUAUCAAGUUUCAAAGGAGGCUCAAAAGAUGCAAAGUGAGAAAAUGUAUCGCAAAGAAUUUGAAGAAAGUCUCAAGGGAAAGCCCUCAAUGGAUUUAGACAAGACCCCAGAGUUCUUGCAUAUAAAACAAGUCACUAACCUUCUGAAGGAGAAAGAGUAUAGAAAAGAUUUGGAAGAAUGGAUGAAAGGAAAAGGAAUGACAGUGUUUGAAGAUACGCCGGAUUUGAUUAGAGUGAAAAAUGCAGCUCAGAUACUAAAUGAGAAACAAUAUAAGAAAGACCUGGAAACUGAAAUUAAAGGGAAAGGCAUGCAAGUUGGUCCAGAUACUCCUGAGAUAAGACGAGCCAAGAAAGCUUCUGAAAUUGCAAGCACUAAAGAAUAUAAGAAAGACUUGGAGAAUGAAAUUAAAGGGAAGGGAAUGGAGGUGGGCAUGGAUACCCCUGAUAUACAAAGAGCGAAGAAAGCUUCUGAAAUUGUAAGCCAGAAAGAAUAUAAAAAGGAUCUUGAGACUGAAAUUAUAGGAAAAGGAAUGCAAGUUGGUCCAUAUACUCCUGAAAUACAACGGGUCAAAAGGGCUUCAGAAAUAGCAAGCCAGAAAAUGUACAAAGAUGAAGCAGAGAAGAUGCUCUGUAACUAUUCUGCUGUCCCAGACACUCCAGAAAUGGAGAGGAUAAAAAGUACUCAGAAAAACAUCAGUGCAGUGUUUUAUAAGAAGGAAGUAGGAGCUGGCACAGCUGUAAAAGAGACUCCAGAGAUUGAAAGAGUAAAGAAAAAUCAACAGAAUAUUAGUUCGAUUAAAUACAAAGAAGAAAUUCAGCAUGCAACAGCUAUUUCUGAUCCACCUGAACUAAGAAGAGUCAAAGAAAACCAGAAGAAUAUAAGCAAUGUUCAGUACAAAGAACAGCUCUGCAAGGCUACACCUGUGAGUGUCACCCCGGAGAUUGAAAGAGUCAAGAAGAAUCAAGAGAAUGUCAGCAUGGUUCACUACAGAGAGCAGCCUGGCAAAGCUACUGCUGUGAGUGUCACUCCUGAGAUAGAGAGAGUCAAGAAGAAUCAAGACAAUAUCAGCUCGGUAAAAUACCAUGAAGAUUUUGAGAAGACAAAAGGCAGAGGCUUCACCCCAGUGGUAGAUGAUCCUGUGACAGAGCGGGUGCGGAAAAACACCCAAGUUGUGAGUGAUGCAGCAUAUAAAGGUGUGCACCCACAUAUAGUUGAAAUGGAUAGAAGACCUGGAAUAAUUGUUGAUCUUAAAGUUUGGCGCACAGAUCCUGGCUCCAUCUUCGACAUUGAUCCUCUGGAGGACAAUAUUCAGUCUAGGAGUCUGCAUAUGCUUUCUGAAAGAGCAAGCCGUUACAGUAAGCAGUACUUGCAUUCUACAAGUUUGGGAGAUUAUAAAUCAGAUGGUUCUGACACGAACCCUACCUUUUCAUUCUGCAGUGAGAUUACAAGGCCAUCUGAUGAAGGAGCCCCUGUUCUCCCUGGGGCCUAUCAGCAAAGCCAGUCCCAAGGAUAUGGGUACAUGCACCAGACCAGUAUGUCGUCCAUGAGGUCAAUGCAUUCACAGCCUCAUGCUGCAGGCCUGAGAACAUACAGAGCUAUGUAUGACUACAGUGCUCAAGAUGAAGAUGAAGUUUCCUUCAGGGAUGGUGAUUAUAUCAUCAACGUGCAACCAAUUGAUGAUGGCUGGAUGUAUGGUACUGUUCAGAGAACUGGGAAAACAGGGAUGCUUCCAGCAAAUUAUAUUGAGUUUGUUAACUAACUUUUGUCUCUAGUUCUUUGAGGUUUAUUAUGAUUUACUCAAAAUCUAACCUUUUAGAAAAAGUCAGAAGAAUCUUUUAAGACCACAUGUUCAUUAUUUUAUCACUGCUAUAACAGUCUGCAUUCUCAUUCAGAAUCUAGUUUAGAGUCUUUUAAAGUAAAGACAAAUAAACAAGAAGCUCAGAGCUUUGAAAACAGCAUUGCUUAUAAUAGUGCUCCCUCAAAAUAAAUAAAUAAAAAAAAGAAACACAAAACUUAUAUCAAAGCCUGGUUCUGCUAAUCCUAUAAAGAUUUUGGUCAAUUAGCUAUAAAGUGGAAAUACCUUCUCCCUACAUCUCAGAGGUUAUUUCUCUUUAUAGUAACCAUGAAAUUGAUUCACUUCUUAUGGCACUCUGAAGUCAAAGGAGGUUAACACACGGAGUUUGAACACAUCUUCAAAUUAUUAGGGAGAUGUUUAAUGUUUGAGAAGUUAGUGUCCUAAUAAAAAUAAAAAUGUUGGGUAGAGAAUUCAAUCAUUUGAAAUAAUGACAAGUAAUAUAUUUGUAAAACAAACAAACAAACAAACCUACUGCCCAACAGCCUUACAAUAAAAAAAGGUCUAUUUUGAUAGCAAAAAUUUCCCAACUCUUCCUUACCCACAUUUUUUUCCUGGAUUAUCCAUUUUCUUUUAAUCACAACCGUGACCUCUUCUAUCAGCUUUUCUUGUAUCCUAGUCCAUCAGUUAGGUCCAUGCCUGGAUUCAUGGUUCUUCAGUAUCUUUUCCACAGAAAAUUCCUUGCAAAGACUAUCUAGAGUAUAAAACCUGUCAAAUCUUCUGUUUCCUUCUAAUAAUACUUAGCAUUUAAGUAGAAACUUCCACUAGGGCAACGUAUGACCAAUACUUCAUGUUCCUUUCCCUGUACUGCUGUAAAUAGCCUGAGUGAGGCCACAGUGGUGUGCAGUCACACAAAGCAUGUGGUCACAACCCUUUGUCUUUUCACAAGUAACUCGCUUAAUGGCUGCUUUACUGAUGAGCUAAUGCACCUACCCCUGCUGCAGAAAUAUUUGCACCUCCAUUGAAGGGUGGAGAAGAGCUCUGGUUAUCGUAGUGCAUUUCAGCUCAAUGGCCUAUUGCUUCCGUUUCCUCAAAAAAUGUUGGUGAUCCAACAGUGAGUUGUAUGCUUACAAAAUGAUUAAUGAAGGAGAAAUAUAUAUUUUUUUCUACUGAUUUAUUAUUUUUCAUAACUGACACUGAAAGUAAAACUAACCAAACAAAAGUCCAACAUAUUUUAUUCCAUCAUGCUUCAGGUUAGCUGUGUGUAGAAAACAGUAACAAUAUUUUGCUGACAAACCUUCACAUGUGCUCUCUGGUGCCCAUGAACUUGUGAUCCGAAGUACAGGAUCCAGGUCUUUGUCAGUGAGGCUGAGAGGAGAGGAUUGGUGACCUAAUGGACCUGUGAGGGACUAGGUGAGCAGGCCUGGGGCACAAGGGAGUUCCUAUUGCUUUAAUGGGAUGCCAGGAGGGUGCCAUGUUCCCUCCCAGGGUGAAACUCUGGGAGGAAGGAAAAGAGAAUUAAAGAUCCAUGUAGGAACUUACUCGUUAGGAUGCAUAUAAGUGUAAGGAAGAAAGUGUGUUUGCUGAUAGUAUAACUUCAUUGGUGUUCAGCUCUGUGUUCAGCUGUGUUCAGCUCUGUGACAGAGAAUUUAAUUUUGGAGUAGCUGUCAGAAUAUUGAGUCUACACUGGCAUUCUUUUAUGUCUGAAAAUUUAAAAGUAGAAUUAAAUGUAGAGUUUAUAGAAAUUUUAUAUUUUCUAUUUCACAAAAUAAGAAGGCCUGCAGUAUAAUAUGUCUGUAAACAACAAAGAAGAUUGUGUGGUUCUAUCACAUCUGAAAUUUGCAGCUGAAAGCUGUCAUUACAAACACUUCCUUCUUCUAUUUCUGAAUAUCGUUAGGAACUGGAGAGCUUAUGCCAUUUUUUUUUUUUUUUUUCUGUUUUUAACAAAGAGCAGGUUCCAGGCUGCCAAACAGAGGAUGGAAUGACUGCAUUAAAAAAAAAAAAAAAAAAAAAAAAAAAAGUCCAUGUUUGUGGAAUUGUAUUGCUUUCUUGUCUGCUGCCUAAUUUCAAUGCUAAGGCUGACUGGGAGCAUCUAACUUCAAAAAAUGUGGUUUACAACCAUUCUGUAAAUGUGCAAUCUGUAUGGGUUACACUGCUGACAUUUAAAAUUCUUGAAAAAUGAGGGCUGUAACAAACCCUUAUGCAUUACUGGUGACUUCCACAUUAAAUUAGCUAGCUUUGCAAGUCAAAUGGCUUUUUCAAAAGGCUCAUAUGGUAGGCUCAGCUAGAAGCUCUCAAAAAAGCAGUCUUCCUCUGCAUUGGUUUUCAUCACCAGCCAUCAACAGCAAAGAGGAAUCCCAUCUUAUGGUGGCUGGCAAUUUUUUCUGAUGAUGCCUGAAGCAGAAUUGGAUAUCACUUGCUGCUGUGCCGCUCUAUUAGCUCUGUAAUGCUGACAACAGUAAAAGCAAGUUGUCAGUUUGCUAACCAGAUAUGAAUGGAAAGUAGUGAAUAGAUAAAUUGCAUGAAGUUGCAAUUUUUAGUAACUUUACAAAAAAAGAAACUAUCAACCUAUAAAUACACCAGUGUUCUUCCUACGUCAGACUUCCAGUCUUGAAUGCAUAGUGAAAAGUAAAUCAGAAAAUGAAUAUUUGAUAUCAUUGGAGGAAUAUGUUGAGCUAAACAAUGGAAAUAAAAUUUCCUUUAUGAAUUUUGAAUAUUCAGUAGCCUGGCAAAGCACUAAAGCAAGUUGCAAAAUAAAAAAGGUCAAGCAAACAAAGCACGCGAAUUAUAUUUCUGAUGAAAAUGUUAUGUCAGCAGAAUUAUUAGGAUCUGUUUUAAGUUACUCAUUUAUGUAGUCAGGUUUUUUAUGUUGUAUGUGCUUAGUAAUUCUUGCUCUUUUGGAAUGGUUCCUCUUUUUAAAUGUAAAACAACCUUUAUUCUCACUGGGCAAAUUUGUUCUAAGCAGUGCUAUCAAAGGCCCAAUAUUACCAGAGUGCAAUUUUCAAAAUGUUUUAUAAGAUAUAAAAUUUGUAAUGGAGGGAGAGUGAGUCAGCAACCAAUUUGGACAAAUGCAGGUUUCACAAGGCAUAUGUUGGAGCAUCAGUCGUGUGAAGGGGUGAACAGAUGUUGUAUGCUGUCCUGUAUAUCCUGUAUAUUAAAGUGUAUAUUCCUUUUUAACACAGCAUGUUCCCUCACUAUACUCCUGUAAACACUUUUUUUUUUUUUUUUUUUUUUUUUUUUUUGGGGAAAGGAACAGACUUUGAAGGAGACAAAUUUUCCAAGAUGUUCCAAAGUUCAGGCUGGAAGUUCACACAUUCCCAUCUUAAGCAUUUUAGAAACAAAGAAAUUAAGAUGUUAUCAUUCUUACCUAUAUUUAAAUAUAAGUAUAGAAAACUACAUAGAGCAUAUUCAUACAUAUACACAAGAACAAAUGGGUGCCUUGCUUUUCAUUACUCUUUCUUGCUUGGCUAAUCUUCAUUUUCUAAACAAAGCUACUUACAGAUACUGCAGUUGUAAUUUUUCAUUAUGGAACAUUAGCAUUUAAUCUUGAUGAAACAGGGUUUUCUUGAUUACAUUUGACAUACCAUAAACCACUUCAGCAGAUUGGGAUUUGACAGAGAAUCACCUCCCAUGGAUUGUAUUUGUGACAAAUGUGUCCCUACUGAGUGUUCCUCGGGGAUAUGAAAGGUUUCCAAUACUUGGGAAAGGUAAUAAUUUUAGUUUUUAUUGUACAGUGAUGGCAUGUCAUCUUUUACAAUGAAAAAGAAAUGACGAAUAUGGAAGUCCUUGGCAGAAAGUGGUACAGGGUAUAAAAUGUUAGAUUUUAAUUAUGUUGAUUAAUACUCCAUUUAAAAUACAGAAUAAGCUUUAGUUAGUAAAUGUUUAAAUAAUAUAUUGCAACAGACAAAAGAUGCUGUUGAAAGAUCUCCAAACUGAUGUGCUGGCAAAUGCAAAGUACUGGUGAGCUGUAGAAGAACAAACCAUUUUGCAGUGCUUUAGUGAUUUUCUCCAGCUUUAUGCCAUAGGAACCCCUUCUUUCCUUUUGAAGGAAAACCUGAAAGCUAUAUUUCCUAAACUGCCUGCACUACAACAGUAUAUUCAAAGAAAUUUCAUAUGCUUCUUGUGUCUGAUAAAUAGAAUUUGCAUAUUGUACUUAAGUUGUAAUCCAGUUGUUGUUGACAUUUGUUUAAUUAUUAUUUUAGGGGGAAAAAUAAGCUAUACUGUAGCAUUUCAAUCAUGUGUAUUUAAUAGUACUAUUAGAAAUUGCUAGACCAUUGGAAGACAGCAAUGACUAUGUUGACAUUGAUUAGCAUGAUGUGGAAAACCUCUCAGCUGUUGGUUUUUGCAGUGUGACAUAAAAAGCAAAAAUGAACCGCUGUGCAGUUUGGCUUAUGUUUGCUUUCAAGUGUGUAAAGUUUUAGUUAUUUUGCAAAACUGUAUUGUAUUUGGGAGUAUACAGUUCUGAAGGUAACAAUUGUUUUUCAAAGGACAGAUAUACUUACUCUUGGAUCAUAUGAUGUAUCAUCCUAAUUUGGCUUUUGUUAUGCAGAAAGUUAACACCAGCUAUUAAAAUAUAUUUUAGUAGAAAUGCUUUAAUUCCUGUUUCUUCCUCUACACUGUGAAUAUUUAAGCCUUGGUGGACUAGAGCAACAUCAUGCUGCCCAAAGUACUAACCUAUGCAAACUAGUUCACAUUUUAGUUGAUGUCACAGUGGAUGUAACAUAAAAACUUAUUUUGCGUAACAUUGAACGUCAUUCAAAUAAAAUAUUAAACCCA
Oxyura jamaicensis (ruddy duck) is the source of this 7694-nucleotide messenger RNA. RefSeq names its product nebulette (gene NEBL). The record is from RefSeq and is a predicted model, not a curated record. Lineage: Eukaryota; Metazoa; Chordata; Aves; Anseriformes; Anatidae. The transcript has 25 exons. Gene Ontology annotation, cellular component: focal adhesion; Z disc. Gene Ontology annotation, biological process: cardiac muscle thin filament assembly. The coding region runs from base 180 to 2885 and encodes 901 amino acids. Gene Ontology annotation, molecular function: actin filament binding.